This is a messenger RNA of Chara braunii, 1689 nucleotides long. Lineage: Eukaryota; Viridiplantae; Streptophyta; Charophyceae; Charales; Characeae. The record is from the annotation of a GenBank genome assembly.
ACUGGCAGGAAUACGUCUGCAAAUAUUGUGAUAUGAAAGGACAUGUUAUUCAUUUCUGCAAGAUUCUCGCCAAGGACGAGAAGGACCACAUCGUCUUCACGACGAUUCGAGGAGAAGUCUUUGACUUCGAAGGAAAUCUCAUCGAUCAGGAUAUUGAAGGAGGAAUGGGAAAGGAGGCUUUUCGACGGAUGUGCCGUCCUCUUCCGGCUACAUUCCGGUUAGUUUCUCCUGAAGAAGCAAGCCUUUUUGAGUUAGAAGAAACAAUGGUUUCUCUGAAGAUCGGCGGGUGUGACGAAAAAGAGUUGGAGGAAAGGAAAAAAGACAUUGCUCAUCGGGCACGAGAGGUGACCAAGAAACUGGACAAAUGUCGAGAUUCCAUUGUUCAAUUAUGUGUUGACAUGGAAGAAGUCUGGCCAAAUCUUCCUAAUGUAUUUAUUUUUGGUGGAUGGGGGAACGAAGGUCAGGACAGGUCAGCACUUGCGGCCGCUUCGGCACCUGAAGCAACGCCAAUGACACGGCCAAUGAUGAUGUCUAGACCUGUACUCAAGCGAGGGAUGCCAACCGUCAUGAUGCAGACGAGGAAAGGAAGGAAAACCUCAAAAUCACAGUCUGCGCCAGGAGAAAGUUCAAAGGGACCUCUGGAAAAAGAACCUAUUCAGGUAGAAGAAGGGAAUGAUGAUGAGGAGGAUAAAAGAUUGCGAGCAGAGGAUGAACUGCUAGCAAAGCAAAGAGCUAUGAAAAGGCCGUCGAAAACAGGGAAGACCCAGGUCGAGGAUGAAGAACCUCGCAAAAAGAAGAACGUGUACUCGAUCCCUGUUGAACAAGGGAUUGAUUUUGAACAGUUGGUGGAUCGUAUUCUGGAAAGUCAGCGUGAUCUGGUUACCCUGAAGGAGAUUCUUGCAGUAUCGCCGAAGCUCCGCGAGAAAUUUAAGCAGCGUAUGACUCGAAAGAAAGUCAUGACAGUCAAGCCGAGUGAGAUCAUCCCUCCAGAAGCUAACUGGGCACCUCCUGGCAUGAAGAUGGACUGGCGAUGCGUGGUCACAGGUCUCAUAAAAGUUCAAAUCGGUCGUGGAGAGUUCUCUGUUCUCGUAGAUGAUGGGGCCGAAAUGAACAUCAUGAGAGAGAGGCAUGCGAUUGAAGCUGGGAUUCAGAUCAAUCGCAAUGACUUUGAAUUUUUGAUUGGAGCCAACGGGGCAACGUCAUUUUGCGGUACGGCUAGUGGCGUAAUGGUCACAGUUGGGAAGGUAAAAGCGAGAUCAUAUUUUUAUAUAUUGCGAAAGGUUGAACACGAAGUGUUUUUGGGAAGAUCUUUUCAAUGUCGCACAAAGAGCAUAAUCUUCAACAAGCAUGACAGCACCAUGUUUGUAGCUUUGUGCGAUCCGGUUUGCGGCCAUUAUGAAGUGGUAAAAUGCGCGAAUACCGGACCAGCAAAUUCAAGGAACCGGUUGAAUCCCGAAUCAUAUACAUUCUUAGAGUCUGAGGAGUUGAGAAGGGAGAAAGAGGCGAUCAAUGAAGAAAGGGAUCCUCAUGAGUUUUCGUUGACAUUGCCAAGUAUCUCACAGGCAGUCGAUUUUGCAGCAUGAUGUAUGAUCCGAGUCUGGUACAAGCCCUGAUGGAGGCUGUGGUUGACAAGGAAGGUGCAGGAAACAUGCAUCUUAUUUAUCGGCCAAAUGAAUCUCGCAUGUAGGA